UUUAAUGUGCUUGGUUGUAUUGUAGUGGCUUCUUGUCUCCUUCUCACCUAAGGGCAUCUUCAUCUAUUCUAUGGUGACAUGGGAACCCCAUUCGUAUGCCGGAGAACUGGUUUACAAACCCUGGGCUCAAGGAGUCGGUUGGUUCCUUGCUGCAGUCACUGUUGUCCAGAUCCCCCUUUGGGGAUUUGCCAUCUUCAUCUAUCAUCUCUUCAAAGGGAAUCCGAGAAGAGCAUUUGUGCCGACAUCAGACUGGGGACCGGGAGACCCCGAGGCAAGGCAGAAACUUCUGGCUAUCCAAGGACAGUUUCAGAAUGGGUCCCGAAUAUAUUGGGCUUAUGAUAACCCUGUCGUGAUGGACUACAAUGGGUUGACCUACUGA
Messenger RNA from Darwinula stevensoni, 379 nucleotides. Lineage: Eukaryota; Metazoa; Arthropoda; Ostracoda; Podocopida; Darwinulidae. The record is from the annotation of a GenBank genome assembly.